CGCGACCCGUCCCAGGUCACGCAGCCGGCGUGGAGUGUGUCCGGACGCGGAGCGCUGGAGGGGACCGGGCAGCCCGAUGGCUUCUUACCUGUGCCUGUGGCCUGAGGGUCAGGCACGAGGCCGAGCCGGGGCGAGGAGAGGAGACCGCACGGGCCCCGGGGCCUGGGUCGCUCCCGAAGCCGAGCUCCCCGGAGCAACCCGCCCCGACUGGACCCACUAGCCCACUGGGCGCAGAAGCCGCGCGUUGGCAUUCACCGGCCCCCAGCCCCGGGCGGGCACCGAGCCCCCUCCCUCGGAAUCGGUCCAGGGACGCCCGGGUGCCCGGGCCGCCGGCGGUGGCUCUGGAGCUGCUGUCCAGGUGCCGCCUCCUCCAAGUAGCCCUCAGGAGCCCACGCCUAUAGGGGCGCCCGGGCUCCCUCAGCUCGGCCAUGGCCCCCCCGCCGCCGUGCGGACCUCCGAGGUCGCCGCCGCCGCGGCUGCUGCUGCUGCUGCUGCUGCUGAGCGCCGCGCUGCUGGGCGCCCAGGCCCACGCCGAGCCCACCGCCGGGAGCGCAGUCCCCGCUCAGAGCCGCCCGUGCGUGGACUGCCACGCCUUCGAGUUCAUGCAGCGCGCUCUGCAGGACCUGCGCAAGACGGCCUACAGCCUGGACGCACGGACGGAGAGCCUCCUGUUGCAGGCCGAGCGCCGGGCCCUGUGUGCCUGCUGGCCGGCCGGGCACUGAGCACCCGCACCAGCACGUGCCCAACCAAUAAAGGCCUGGUCCCCA
This is a messenger RNA of Cervus elaphus (red deer), 767 nucleotides long. It is a transcript of the gene NICOL1, whose product is annotated as chromosome 6 C4orf48 homolog. The coding region runs from base 429 to 722 and encodes 97 amino acids. The record is from RefSeq and is a predicted model, not a curated record. The transcript has 4 exons. Lineage: Eukaryota; Metazoa; Chordata; Mammalia; Artiodactyla; Cervidae.